CGCACACGCGGACGCAUCCAACAUGGCGUCGCCGUAUUUCCAGGAGAUGCAGGAGAGCUUCAGAAAUAACAGUAAAAGCCGUGAAUUCCCGGCUCAUACGGCCAAAGUUCACUCGGUGGCGUGGAGUUGUGACGGGAGGAGACUGGCCUCCGGCUCUUUCGACAAAACAGCGAGUGUUUUUAUUCUGGAAAAAGACCGUUUGGUGAAGGAGAAUAACUACAGAGGACAUGGAGACAGUGUGGACCAGCUCUGUUGGCAUCCCACCAACCCGGACCUGUUCGUCACAGCGUCCGGAGACAAAACCAUCCGCAUAUGGGACGUCCGCACCACCAAAUGCAUCGCCACUGUCAACACCAAAGGAGAGAACAUCAACAUCUGCUGGAGUCCUGAUGGACAGACCAUCGCCGUCGGCAACAAAGACGACGUGGUGACGUUCAUCGACGCCAAGACACAUCGGUCCAAAGCGGAGGAGCAGUUCAAGUUCGAGGUGAACGAGAUCUCAUGGAACAACGACAACGACAUGUUCUUCCUCACCAACGGAAACGGAUGCAUCAACAUCCUGAGUUACCCGGAGCUGAAGCCCAUCCAGUCCAUCAACGCCCACCCGUCUAACUGCAUCUGCAUCAAGUUCGACCCCACGGGGAAGUACUUCGCCACCGGCAGCGCUGAUGCCCUGGUCAGUCUGUGGGACGUGGACGAGCUGGUGUGUGUCCGCUGCUUCUCCAGGCUGGACUGGCCCGUGCGGACGCUGAGCUUCAGCCAUGACGGGCGGAUGUUGGCGUCGGCGUCGGAGGACCACUUCAUCGACAUCGCCGAGGUGGAAACGGGAGAGAAGCUGUGGGAGGUCCAGUGUGAUUCUCCCACCUUCACCGUGGCCUGGCAUCCCAAGCGCCCCCUGCUGGCGUACGCCUGCGACGACAAGGACGGCAAGUACGAUAACAACCGCGAGGCCGGGACCGUCAAGCUGUUCGGUCUCCCCAAUGACUCCUGAGACCUGGGCCUGGGUCCUCCUGGUUCUUCCCGGGUCCUCCUGGUUCCUCUUGGGUCCUCCUGGGUUCACCUAGGUCCUCCUGGGUUCACCCUGGUCCACCUCCUGCAGUUCCCUGCCUCCACCAACAGAUGGAGCUGCUGGACCUUUAAAGCGUUCCCCUCCCUUCAUUGCCAUGGUGACCAUUCAACCCCUGUGCUGUAUUAUAUUUAGUUUUUUUAAUGUAAAAUACGUAUUGUUUUGAUAAUAAAAUCAUUCUGUUUUUAUCUUUUCUGUC
Sphaeramia orbicularis (orbiculate cardinalfish) is the source of this 1265-nucleotide messenger RNA. It is a transcript of the gene thoc3, whose product is annotated as THO complex 3. The coding region runs from base 23 to 991 and encodes 322 amino acids. Lineage: Eukaryota; Metazoa; Chordata; Actinopteri; Kurtiformes; Apogonidae. Gene Ontology annotation, cellular component: THO complex part of transcription export complex. Gene Ontology annotation, molecular function: protein binding. The transcript has 6 exons. Gene Ontology annotation, biological process: mRNA export from nucleus. The record is from RefSeq and is a predicted model, not a curated record.